AGAAAGCAGGAAGUGAUGGCUCUGAAUUGGCAAUGAAGCAAAGCAUAUCUGGCUUAAAAUGUAUAGUAAUGUGUAUGGCUUUCUCACAAUAUCUCAUAAUUUAUAUCAGUUGUUUGCUUCUGGAUACAAAGCAGGCCCACUCACCAUGAAACACAAGAUAACAUCUUAUGAAGACUAUGACUAUUUAUGUCCAAAAUGCUCUUUUUCCUCACAAAAAGCAGCAGUGUGUUCUACACAGCUGCAUUUGGUUUAAAAACUUCAUAAUGUCCAACAUGCAGGAACAUUAUAUUAUUGUGAAAUAUUGUCAAUACAGUUACUUCUGAUAUUGCAAGACUGUGUCAAAGUAUCGGGGGAGUGGAUCUGUUAUCAGUGGUCUGGUCAAAGUGCACACAGUGGCUGUCAUGAACUAGUGAGACUUCAUUCAAAUACACUGGCGAUAGAGACUACAGAAGUCUGUGAGGAUCCCAGCGGCUAACUGCCGUGCGUUAAUCCUGCAUAACGCACAAGUAGUUCGGCAACAGCCAAAUCACUGUUCUAUAUCACUGCUCUGCACGACAUCACUAUAGCAACAGAAAUGGCAAAAGAAAAAACUCAGUGGAAAGAGCUGAUAGAGGCUCUAAGUGUUCUCCAGUGGGUGCUAACGUUUCUGUUCCUAGGGUUGUCAUGCACUAUUUUGAGCAUCUACCUUAUGUUUACGUCUCUGUGGCCACUAGCUGCACUGUCCUUUAUGUGGCUGGUGAUGGAUUGGCAUACCCCUGAAAAAGGCGGGAGGGGAACCAUGUUUGUAAGAAAGUGGAAGGUAUGGGAGCACUUCAGAGACUUUUUUCCAAUAAAGCUAAAAAAGACAGCAGAAUUGAGUCCAAACAAGAAUUACAUUUUGGGUUGUCAUCCACACGGCAUUAUGAGUGCUGGAGCCUUCAGCUGCUUUUCCACAGACAGCUGUGGGUUCACAGAGCUGUAUCCCGGUGUACGCUCCCGCCUGGCCAUCCUGGCGGGUCUCUUCAGGAUCCCACUGUUUAGAGAAUACAUCAUGUGUGCAGGCCUUUACCCUGUCAGUAAAGCCAGCCUCAUACACCUCCUUUCAAAGAGUGGCAAAGGCAAUGCAAUAGUUAUUAUCAUAGGGGGUGCUGCAGAGUCACUGGCAUCUUCUCCUGGAGCCAAUACAGUGGUAAUAAAGCAGAGAAAAGGAUUUGUCAAAGUGGCCCUGGAAUUUGGGGCUGACCUGGUGCCUGUGUACUCCUUUGGAGAGAAUGAACUCUUCAAACAAGUGAUUUUCACAGAGGGCAGUAUCAGCCGAAAAUUACAAGAUCUGUUUAAAAAGGUCAUGGGCUUUGCCCCGUGUUUAUUUGUUGGUGAGAAAUUUGCCUUUCUUCCUUAUAGGAGGCCAGUCACUACAGUUGUGGGAAGUCCUAUCUCAGUGCCAAAGCGUGCAUCCCCCACAGAUGAUGAAGUGGACCAUUAUCACAAACUCUACAUGGAGGCUCUGACAAAGUUAUUUCAUGAGCAUAAAGUCAGCUGUGGUCUCGCAGAGAGUCACAAGCUGCUACUCAUUUGACCGAGUUCUGAUUCAAUAGACCACACACACUGGACAUGCCUCAAUAUUGUUUCUAGAUGUUCUUGUACUUAAUUACGCUGACCAAAAUGCAUUGGUAAAGUAUUGCCUGUAAACCAUCA
Messenger RNA from Boleophthalmus pectinirostris (great blue-spotted mudskipper), 1674 nucleotides. RefSeq names its product monoacylglycerol O-acyltransferase 3b (gene mogat3b). The record is from RefSeq and is a predicted model, not a curated record. Gene Ontology annotation, cellular component: endoplasmic reticulum membrane. The transcript is spliced from 10 exons. Lineage: Eukaryota; Metazoa; Chordata; Actinopteri; Gobiiformes; Gobiidae. Gene Ontology annotation, molecular function: diacylglycerol O-acyltransferase activity. Bases 575 to 1555 code for a protein of 326 amino acids. Gene Ontology annotation, biological process: triglyceride biosynthetic process.